AACACUGGACGUCGAUCGAUCUUGCCGACUCCACUCUGAACGCAGAGCUUGAGGUCAAACGGGUAUAAUAGCUGGGCUAUUGACGACCUUACACAUUCCUUUGGAUAACCACCACUCGUUUUCCUGAUAAUCAACACCAGUACACUGCUAGCCAGUGUCCAUACCACUCUCGCGAAACACACCUCGAUCAUCGAAAGGAACGUUCGACAUGUUCCUCCAAUACCUCACUUCCUCGGCCGUCCUGCUUCUCCUGGCGAGGCUCGCAACCCCGGUGACCGCUGCCGUCCCUUCAGGUGGAUGGCAUUUCGACGAAGUCUACACGCUCGUCACCGAACAGCUCGACCCGAUCGUCAACCCUAAUGCGCAGGGGACGCAUAUGCACCGGGUGAUUGGAGGAAGCAACUUCCGAGCGGCUUAUAGCUUUGAUGCGGCACGAUCCGGGAGCUGUAGUACGGUCGGCGUUCAGGGGGACAAGUCCAACUACUGGAUGCCUCAGCUCUAUGGAAUCAACGACGGUGGCAAGAGCUUCACCCCUAUCGGCGUAGCCACCCGGUUCUACUACUUUAUCGCACCCAACAACGACGUCGACCCGGUCGUCCAGUUCCCUGACGGUCUAAGGAUCCUUUCGGGAAACCCGAACAGCAAGACUGCGAACCCCAACAACUAUGCGUAUGUCUGCCAGGUCGGUCAGACUAACCGAGAUCAGGAUGUCACUCGGUCCGACUUCAACUUUGACAUUGCUUGUCCGAGGGGGAUCAAGACCAACCUCUACCUGCCCAACUGUUGGAACGGAAAGGACCUUUGGUUGCCAGGAGGCGCUCAUAUGGCACCCACUGCUGCAGGAAGUUACCGAGGCGGUUCUUGUCCCUGGAGUCACCCUAUCAAGCUGCCUAGCAUCAUGUUGGAAUAUGCUUGGUACACUCAUCAGUGGAAGGACGGUGCUACUGCUCCUCUGAAGGGAAAGCUCGCUUGGGCCAACGGAGAUACCACUGGAUACGGGAUUCACGGCGACUUUACCAACGGAUGGGACCGAAGCUUGUUGGCCCGUGCUAUGGCCGACAAGUCUUGCACUUCUGGGAGCGUCAUUGGCGCGCAUGAAUGUUCCAUCUUUUCUGCCAACAUGGACGUGACCAAGGCUAGGAACUGUAAACCCGACGCUGGAGUUCUGGCUGAAAGAGCUGGAAAUGGGGAUGGUAUCACCAUCGCCACCUUGCCCGGUUGCAACCCUCUUUGGGGAAACACUCCCAACAAGCCUACCUGCUCCAGCCCUGCCCCGCAAUAUGACAUCUCCCGAUUCAAAGCGACCGACGGUUCUAUGGUCGCCGUUUCCUCUCAACGUCGAGACCGACCCAUCCCCUCUUCCGCCGGUUGGAUCCCUCUUGGAUGCGUCAAGGAGACCGGCAGCUUCAUCGAUGCCAAGGCGUAUCUCUGGCCCAAGAACUUGACGCAGGAUGGGUGCAUGAAGCGUUGUGCGACCGAUGGAAAGAAGUUUGCCGCGGUCGGAAACCACGCUGAUAACUGCAUCUGUUCAAACGGUAUCAAGGACAGUGCUCCUGUCAUGACCGGACUGUGUACCGCUCCUUGUCCCGGAAACUCUGCCCAGACUUGCGGUACCGCCUACGCCUUCAACGUCUACGGUGCGGGUCCCGGCACCACCGCCUCGUCCCCAGCUAAACCUGUCAACGUCGUCCGUUCAUUCGAAGAAGACCCGGUCGAGGUCGAGGUCGAGAAACGAUCUGGAUGGAAGGCGAUGCUGGGUAGCGGACAGGGCAAGAUGAUUAAACGAGCGGACCGGGCUCUGGAUUGAGCGGGAUGGCCACCAUACGCCAUACGCCGUUCCUGCAUAUCGGAUCUUGCAACGAGGGAUUUGACGACUCGCCACGAUCUUUACCGAUUCACAUUACCGUUCCGAAAACUGUACCGAUAGGACCAUUCCCGGCU
Messenger RNA from Filobasidium floriforme, 1941 nucleotides. RefSeq lists its product as uncharacterized. The coding region runs from base 209 to 1807 and encodes 532 amino acids. The record is from RefSeq and is a predicted model, not a curated record. Lineage: Eukaryota; Fungi; Basidiomycota; Tremellomycetes; Filobasidiales; Filobasidiaceae. The transcript is spliced from 9 exons.